Molecule: messenger RNA, 1365 nt
Organism: Dromiciops gliroides (monito del monte)
Lineage: Eukaryota; Metazoa; Chordata; Mammalia; Microbiotheria; Microbiotheriidae
Gene: ASB9
Product: ankyrin repeat and SOCS box containing 9
Exons: 8
Coding region: 232-1206 (324 amino acids)
Biological process (GO): intracellular signal transduction; positive regulation of protein catabolic process; protein ubiquitination
Molecular function (GO): protein binding
Source: RefSeq, a predicted model, not a curated record
CUCAUGUUACCGGCAGGCUGCUGCUGCUGCUGCUGCUGCUACUGUUACUGUUGCUGCUGCUGCUGCCGGCACCAAGUCCCAGACUACUGCAGAGCCUGUCUGCCCCAGAGCCCUGUGCGCUCAACAGAUGAGUCACACGCCUGGGCUCUCAGUGGCGGGGAGGAUGGAAUUUGAACUCUCCUGAGCCACUGGAGGGGAACCCUGCCCCGCUCCCCGGCCCAGCCGAGCCCCAUGGCCAGCCAGGGAGGCCGAGGGAGCAGCAGCAAGCCCCAGGGCUUGGGAGGCCAGCCCCAUCUCCAGGCCUUUGCAAACCCACUCAUGAGUGAUUUUGUGUCGGACUGGUCUCCCAUGCAUGAUGCUGCUGUUAAUGGACGUCUCCUUUCUCUCAGGAUGCUCAUCAGUCAGGGAUAUGGCGUAAACCUCGUUACAGCUGACCGAGUGUCUCCACUUCAUGAAGCUUGCCUAGGGGGCCACUCGACUUGUGCUGGUGUCCUGUUGAAACAUGGGGCUCAGGUGGAUGGAGUGACUGUCGAUUGGCACACACCUCUGUACAAUGCCUGUAUUAGUGGAAGUCAGGACUGUGUGAACUUACUAUUAGAACAUGGAGCAAGUCCCCACCCUGUGUGUGAACUUGCAUCUCCCAUCCAUGAAGCUGCCAAAAGAGGUCACCUGGACUGUGUGGAAUCCCUUGUAUCUCAUGGAGCAAAUAUUAAUGAAAAUAUCAGACACCUUGGCACUCCACUUUAUGUGGCAUGUGAAAACCAGCAGAUAGCCUGUGCCAAGAGGCUACUUGAAUCAGUCAAGACCCAGUUGGAGUCCCACCUUCCCUGUGGAUACCUCCCUAACUGCUCCAUCGAGGCUCCUUCCCCGGACUCCUGUAGCACUUAUGGAGCAAAUGUGAAUCAAGGCAAAGAGCUGGAUUCUCCUCUUCAUGUGGCUGCCAGGAACUCCAGUUUAGACCUGGUUCAUUUGCUGAUAGACUUUGGAGCACAGCCACACUCAAAGAAUGCAGAAGGCAAACGGCCAGUGGAUUUGGUUCCCCCGAAUAGCACCCUAGCACAAGUAUUCUCCCAGAAAGAAGGGCCCCUGUCUUUGAUGCAGAUUUGCCGACUACGCAUUAGGAAGUGCUUUGGAAUCAAACAGCAUCAUAGAAUAAGUGAACUACUUCUUCCCGAAGAGCUGAAACGAUUUCUCUUACACAUUUAAACACGUUCUUGUUUUCCUAACUGAGAGGCAAACACCUUAGCAUAUUGCAGUCAUCCUUUUAAAAAAGAAGAAGAAGAAGAAGAAGAAGAGUGUGGGUUAACUAGUGCUGUGGUUAUUUUUGUGCCUUGUAUUUCCAGAAUAAAGUUGGGUUACAUUGGA